This is a messenger RNA of Protopterus annectens (West African lungfish), 5083 nucleotides long. RefSeq names its product zinc finger E-box binding homeobox 1 (gene ZEB1). The transcript is spliced from 8 exons. Gene Ontology annotation, molecular function: RNA polymerase II cis-regulatory region sequence-specific DNA binding; DNA-binding transcription factor activity, RNA polymerase II-specific. Gene Ontology annotation, biological process: anatomical structure development; regulation of transcription by RNA polymerase II. NCBI's taxonomy places the organism in Eukaryota, Metazoa, Chordata, Ceratodontiformes, Protopteridae. The coding region runs from base 50 to 3253 and encodes 1067 amino acids. The record is from RefSeq and is a predicted model, not a curated record.
GGAGGGGAGGAGGAGGUGACUCCAGCAUUUAGACACAAGCAAAAGGAUCAUGGCGGAUGUCCCCAGGUGUAAGCGUAGAAAGCAGGCAAACCCGAGACGGAAUAAUGUUACAACUUACAAUAAUGUGGUAGAAGCAAAUUCUGAUUCAGAUGAUGAAGACAAACUGCAUAUUGUGGAAGAUGAAUGUGUAACAGAUACCGGAGACUGUGAUGCCAAUUUAACAGAAGAAGACCAUACAGUAUUAAGAGAUGAUAGUGAAACAGAAGGAAAUGCUGAUGGAUGCUGGGGUGAUUCCGUAAAAGAUGACAUAUGUGACUCUGAUGCUGAAAACGAACAAAACCAUGAUCCAUCAGUUGACGAAUUCUUGCAACAAGAGGAUACCGCUGUCAUUUAUCCUGAAGCACCAGAGGAAGACCAACGGCAGGGAACGCCUGAAGCCAGUGGCCAAGAUGAAAAUGGGACACCAGAUGCAUUCUCACAACUUCUCACGUGCCCGUAUUGUGAUAGAGGAUAUAAACGCUUUACCUCCUUGAAAGAACACAUUAAGUACCGUCAUGAAAAGAAUGAAGACAACUUCAGUUGUUCUCUCUGUAGUUAUACAUUUGCUUAUAGAACGCAACUUGAACGCCACAUGACAUCGCAUAAAUCUGGGCGGGAUCAGAGGCAUGUGACACAGUCUGGUGGCAACCGUAAGUUUAAGUGCACUGAAUGUGGAAAGGCUUUCAAAUACAAGCACCACCUCAAAGAGCACCUUCGCAUUCACAGUGGAGAGAAGCCAUAUGAGUGCCCAAACUGCAAGAAGCGGUUUUCCCAUUCUGGUUCGUACAGUUCACAUAUAAGCAGUAAGAAAUGCAUUGGUCUAAUGCCUGUAAGUAAUCGAGCACGUCCAGGUAUCAAGACAUCACAGUGUUCAUCACCAUCACUUUCUGCAUCACCUAGUAGUCCUCCAAGAACACAAAUUCGACAGAGGAUUGAAAACAAGCCUUUGCAAGAACAACCCCCUAUUAACCAAAUCAAAACUGAACCUGUGGAUUAUGAGUAUAAACCUAUAGUAUUGACUUCAGGAAUCAACUGUGCAACUCCAUUACAAAGCAGGGUUUUAAGCAGUGGUAGCCCAGCACAGGCAACCAGUUCUCCUCAGGGUGUGGUGCAAGCAGUUGUUCUUCCAACAGUAGGUUUGGUGUCCCCCAUAAGCAUCAAUUUAAGUGACAUUCAAAAUGUUCUUAAAGUUGCAGUAGAUGGUAAUAUAAUACGACAGGUACUGGAGAACAGUCAUGCUACCCGUGCAUCCAAAGAACAACCAAACAUUAACUCCGCAUCACUGCAACAAAGCAGCCAUUCCCUCAUUUCUGCUAUCAGUCUUCCUUUGGUUGACCAAGAUGGUACAACCAAAAUUAUCAUCAACUACAGUUUAGAGCAGCCUGCACAUCUUCAAGUUAUGCCCCAAAACUUGAAAAAGGAAAGUCCUAGCCUUGUAGAUAAUUGUAAAAGUGAAAAAUUGCCAGAAGACCUUGUAGUCAAAUCUGAGAAAGACAAGAGUCCAGCAGAACAGGGCAGUGAUUCUUCUUGUCGUCUUUGUGAUGACUGCCCAAAUGGUGUAAAUGCACUUCAGGAAUUUAAGCACUGUUUAAAACAUGACAAUUCUGUUCAUCCUACCCAAAUGAAUGGAACAUGUGGUGAGAAAUGUGAUACCUCUGACUCCUCCCCGGUGGCAAAUGGCAACUUAACCCCAGGACAAGCACCCUUAAAAAAUCUUUUGUCUCUUCUGAAGGCAUAUUAUGCAUUGAAUGCACAACCAAGUACAGAGGAGCUUUCUAAAAUUGCAGACUCAGUAAAUUUACCAGUUGAAGUGGUAAAGAAAUGGUUUGAGAAGAUGCAAGCUGGGCAGAUUCCUGUCCAGUCUUCUAGGCCAUCUUCUCCUGUACAGAAUGCAGCCAACAGCUUGUCAGGUGAAGAUGUUGGCUCAUCAUCUGUGGAUGAAUUGUUGGACAGUACUGUUUCACAGAGCUCUUCUGUAGCUGCUAAAUCUCAGAUUACUCCAUUAAAUCAAGUGCUGCUGAAUGGCUCCAGAAGUAGCACACCCUCACCCUCACCACUAAAUUUGUCUUCAUCAAGAAACUCACAAAAUAAUUUAUGUGCACUUGAAGGGGUGAAAGAGGAACCACAGGCUGAACCCCUUGAUCUGUCGUUACCAAAGCAACACAGAGAAUCAUCGGAGAGACCCCCUAUAACCAGUGUUUACCAGAACAGUGUUUACUCAGUUCAGGAAGAACCUUUGAACUUAUCUUGUAUAAAGAAAGAACAGCCAUCCAAGGACAGUAUUACUGUGGAUCAAAUUGCUGUUGUAAAUACAACCCCAAGUGCCAAUCCUAUAAACAUUGCUAUACCUACAGUCACUGCACAGAUACCUACCUUUGUUGCAAUUGCUAACCAGAACAGUGUUCCUUGCCUGAGAGCCUUGGCUGCCAAUAAUCAAACCAUUCUUAUUCCACAGGUGACUUACUAUAGUACUGCAACCAGCCCUGCAGGUCUAGAACCUCAGCAGAAACAUGCCAGUGGAAAUCAGGAUGAAAGACAAGACACUAGCUCAGAUGGAGUUUCAAACAUAGAAGAUCCAAAUGACUCUGACUCUACACCACCCAAAAAAAAGAUGAGGAAAACAGAGAAUGGAAUGUAUGCUUGUGACUUGUGCGAUAAAAUAUUUCAAAAGAGCAGCUCCCUUCUCCGACACAAGUAUGAGCAUACAGGUAAAAGGCCUCACGAGUGUGGAAUUUGUCAGAAGGCUUUUAAACACAAGCAUCAUUUGAUUGAACAUAUGCGUCUGCACUCGGGAGAAAAGCCGUAUCAGUGCGACAAAUGUGGAAAACGUUUUUCACACUCAGGCUCUUACUCCCAGCAUAUGAACCAUCGUUACUCCUACUGUAAAAGAGAAGCAGAAGAACGUGAUGGCUUGGAGCAAGAGGAAAUGGGACAUGAAGCAUUGACAGGUGAGCAUGGAGACAUCAGAGCCUCACCAUCUCAGAUCGACUCGGAUGACAGAGAAAGUAUAACAAGAGAAGAUGAUGAGAGUGAGAAAGAGGAUGAAGAGAAGGAAAGUGAAGAUGUUCAUGAAGCAGAGGAACAUAGAGUAAGUGAUGAAGAACUGGAUGAAGUAAGAGUGAAGGAGAAACAGACUCUGAAUGAGAUAAGUAUUGUGAAACAAGAAAGUGUGAAGAAUGACGGCCAGCUCACAGAAGAAAAAAAUGACAUUUAACUGUGCUUUUUUAUUAGGAAAAAUAAAUUAGUAAUUAAAUUCAUUCUGUAUUAUAUAAGGUUUCGUCUUGAAAACACAGUAGUUAAGUAUACUGUGCUUUCCAUUCACUACUGUGUAAAACAAGCAAAUCCGGGUGUGCCUGAACCUCAAACUUAGUAUUUUUCCAUGGGAAUUUUCAGAUUUACAAAACUAAGUUUGUAAAAUGAAGCAACUUGCAUAUAAUUGCAUACACUGACUUUUACAAGCUCAUUGAACAGGUUGCAGAAAACCUGUUGUAUUAAAAAGUAUUCUGCGCCAUUUAUUUUAUCAUUAAUUUUCAUUCAUAUUAAUUAACUUUUAAGCUGUACAGUUGGGAGAAAUUUCUAUAAAUUUUUUAUUACCAAUGAAACAUUUGCUAAAUCCACUUCAGUAUUUUAUUAUGUUUAAAAUGUGAGAAUGUCUGCACUACACAAUUCCCUUUUACAAAAAUGCAACACAUUUAACAGUGUUGUUUAUCUUUGUAAGUUACCAUGCUAAAGGGUAGCACUUAGAUGUCGUAUGUAGGAACAACAUGCACCAAUAGUAAAUUGAUAGCCUUAAAUUGAGUAAUGGAAGUACUGCAUUUGCUCUAAAUGUUUUAUAUUUUAAGUUCCAUUUGAAGGAUUAACAGUGUUAUAACUGAUAGGAACAAAGCAAGAAGAUCAGUGUUUAAUUUUUUAUGAGAAACAUGAAGAUUAUUUAACAUGAAGCUGUAUUGUCUACCCUUCCUGGCCUUAUGCAGGACCUAUGUACUGAAAGUGCCAUUUGACAAUAUUUUGAAAGGCUUUUACCAGCCUUUAUAAGCUGUGUGGCCUGUGGUAACUAACAUUUGUUGGUUUGUAUUGGAAUUAUCAACUAGAAAAAAUUCAGAGCUGUUGACCUAAUAGCAAACACACAAUUCAAACACUGAUGUAACUUAUUCUGUAAUUUGUACAAUUUCACCAGAUCAAGCCUGAGAACAUCUACAUCAAGUAUAUAUUAUUAAUUAGAGAGAAAAAAAGACUGUGGUUAUGUUGCUCUGUAACUUUUAUUUUGAUGAAUCUGUUUAAUGCAUAUAAUGUUUACAAAUGUUAGUUAUUUUGGACCCCAUUGAUUGACAGUGUUAACUAAUUUUACCAGACAGUAUUAUUUUUCUUUAUUUUGUUUGUGCAAGGUUUUGUACUGUAUGUUUUCAAUUCUGGCAGUAUUACUUCCCUUCUCACUGACAUAUUUACCUUUUUAGUUUUAGAAAGCUUUUAUAUUUAUGUGUCUUAUUUUUAUAUUUCCUUAUUUAUUACAUAGUGUAGUAUAUAAUACUGUAGUUUGUAUUAAUACAAUAAUAUAUUUUAGUAUGAAAAUUUUGGAAGGUUGACAAGACUUCAGAGUAGAGAUGCAAUUGGUUCUUUUGCAUUGAGGUUUGUUUUAACAGUGUUAUGUUAAUAUUUCUACUUGCCUUGGACUGAAGAAAUGAUUUAUCAAAACGAGAAUGUAUUACUUUUCCUGUUACAGUUGUUGUAUUUCUGUUACCCAGUUUUUAAUGUAAAGCUUCUGAAUUUUAAAAUUCACUGUGUGACAAAUGGCAUGGUAUCAUGCAGUUUUUGGAUAGUGAAACUGUCCGUUAAACUGUGUCAUUUCGUUAGAAAGCCAAAUCAGAACAAUAUUUUAAGCAGUGUUGGGAACAACAUGUGACAUUUUAUUUUGUGCCAAUUUGUUUCAGUAUUCAUGUAUGCCAUUUAGAACUUAAUCUUCCUUUAAAGCUCCUUGUUGCAUCAGUCAUUUUAUAGUUUUAUACCAGAUUCCCCACCUGUCAAUAAAACGCAACAGCAAACCAAA